Salvelinus namaycush (lake trout) is the source of this 2549-nucleotide messenger RNA. RefSeq names its product solute carrier family 25 member 39-like. The record is from RefSeq and is a predicted model, not a curated record. The transcript has 12 exons. Lineage: Eukaryota; Metazoa; Chordata; Actinopteri; Salmoniformes; Salmonidae. Bases 141 to 1217 code for a protein of 358 amino acids. Gene Ontology annotation, biological process: mitochondrial transmembrane transport.
CUCGAUAGCUUUGUCAAAUUAGCUAACAGCAGCUCACGUCUGUCGACAGCAUGUCCACUCAACACGCCAUGAAAUCCCAUCAAAUUCACAACGCAGAUAGAUACCCUUUAUAGGUACGCUAUAAACUAGAGGUGGUCAGGAUGGGGGAGCGGCCUGUUGUUACCCCCUCAGCUGGGAUCACUCCAGUGCAGCAGAUGCUGGCCUCUGGCACUGGGGCGCUGCUCACAUCAGUGUUCGUCACACCACUGGACGUGGUGAAGAUAAGGCUGCAGGCCCAGCAAACACCAUUCUAUCAAGCUUUAGCUGCUGACUCUGCUUCAUGGAGUGGUGUAAUCCGCCCCGCCAAAUGGAAGUGCUUCCUGUAUUGUAAUGGCCUGAUGGAUCACAUCUAUGUGUGUCAGUAUGGGGCCAGCUGCACCAGCUGGUACAAAACACCAACCCACUUCAGUGGCACCCUGGAUGCUUUUGUGAAGAUCACGCGCAACGAGGGGGUCAGGUCUCUGUGGAGCGGGCUGCCUCCCACACUGGUGAUGGCGGUGCCUGCCACGGUCAUCUACUUCACCUGCUAUGACCAGCUCAGAGACUUACUGCGCUACGGCAUGGGGUUCCAAGGCAACUACAUCCCCCUGGUGGCAGGGGGUCUCGCUAGACUGGGAGCAGUGAGUGUGAUCAGCCCAUUAGAGCUGGUGCGUACCAAGAUGCAGUCCCAGAAGCUGACCUACAGCGAGCUGAGGGUGUGUAUCCGCUCUAGUGUUGCCCAGGAUGGCUGGCUGUCCCUGUGGAGGGGUUGGGGACCCACCGUCCUACGAGACGUCCCCUUCUCAGCCCUGUACUGGUUCAACUAUGAGCUGGUGAAGGCCCAGCUGUGUGAUCAGUACGAUGUGUCUCAGGCCACCUUCUCCAUCAGCUUCACAGCAGGGGCCAUCUCUGGAGCUGUGGCUGCCAUCAUGACCCUACCUUUUGACGUGGUGAAGACGCGAAGACAGAUCCAACUGGGAGAGAUGGAGACACUGGGAGUCCCUAUGAAGAAUCCCACAUCCACAUGGCAUAUCAUGAGGGGAAUUUGGGCUGAAUCGGGAUACAGGGGGCUCUUUGCAGGUUUCCUACCCAGGGUGAUCAAAGUGGCCCCAGCCUGUGCUGUCAUGAUCAGCACCUAUGAGUUUGGGAAGAUCUUCUUCCAGAAGAUGAACCUUGACCGGGAGCAACAGGCCUGCUGAGGGGCUGUGUGUGUGGAGAAGCAGGGUAGGCUGCCUUCUUCUGGGGCAGAAUGGGAAGAGACUAUUAGCAGCUGCCAAUGCACUGCAAGCUGUGCAAGACUGCUCCUGGUUAAGACUUUGCACCUAGAAACCUGAGCUUCAAAUCACCCUGGAGGAGUCUCUGUCUCUCAAUUCAGACAAAGGCAAAGACAUAGUGUAAAGUGGAUAUUGUAAAGUGGUUGUUCCACUGGAUAUCAUAAGGUGAAUGCACCAAUUUGUAAGUCGCUCUGGAUAAGAGCGUCUGCUAAAUGACUUAAAUGUAAAUGACAUGAGGAAUGGGCUUUUUUUUGUCUGUUUUCUAGCCCUUUCUAUUGGCCCACAGGGAGGCUACUCCUACAACUGUGAACACUGUCAUACGUGUAUCCAUGAAUGUGUCCAUUAGUUAAAUUCAGAACUGUGGGGGAACAGCCCUGUGACCUAAGGCUUAUUCAGACUUUAGCAUGCUUUCCUUGCACGCUAAAAGGUGUUCAUCUUUGCUAGUACAGCCCCCUGCUGUUCAUACUUGGGAGAACACUUCUAACAACAACCCUAAAAAAACUGCAUGCAACCUAAUCCAUUCAAUCAAGACCUUCCCUUCAACUACUAGCCCAGACCAAAUGCAUGGCUGAGCUGGGAUGAGUAGAUAUUCUUAAUGUAGCAUUCUCUCAUAUUGAUUUAUCAUCUGACCAAUGGUAGCCUACUAUUCAAUGUCCAUUUUUGUGAUGGGAAUAAACACAAUACUUAUGUAGGUGGGUUACCAUGGCUCCUUCCCCUAGGAUGAGAACUGGGUUUUAUGAGUUAAUUUGGUACAUGUUAUUCAAUCAAAUGAAAUACUUCAGACAAAACAGCUGACAAAUUGACUAUGCAAUCUAAAAGGGGUUGACAUACAUUUUAUUUAUUUUUUACAUGAUUGAAUGUAUUCAGGUGUUCUGUUGAUCCAUUUCAGAACUGGGCUGAGUCAAUAUAGUUUUUUGAAGAAUGUUCAUUAGAUUUUUUUUUCAGCAUUUCAGAAAGAUCUGGAGUUCUACUAACUAGGCUACUGGACUGAACUGAGUUGUUGCCUUGAUCUUAAAUUUGUGUGUUUAUUAUUUCUUGUGUACAUUACAUGGAUGUAUAGAAUGUUUUAUAUGCUGUGACUGGUUUUACUAUUUUUUUAUUCAGUCAGAGGGAUACAGAUCAUCUAACAGAAUGCCUAAUUGGAUUCAAAGACAUUUAAAUAUAUAUAUAUAUUAUUUCACCUUUAUUUAACCAGGUAGGCUAGUUGAGAACAAGUUGAGAUGGACAGUUGUAAAAUAAAAAAGGUGUUGCACCAAU